AUGAAAUCAAAGAAAUCAUUUCAAGUAAUACCAAUUGAUAGAAAUCUACCUCAUAAGAAAUCACAUGAUACUAUUAACAAAAAAAAUAAUAAUAAUAAUAAUACAAUACCAACUUUAAAAGUUGUAUUACUUGGAGAUUCAGGUGUUGGUAAAACUUGUUUAAGAUCACAAUUUAUUCAUCAUGUUUUUACAAAUGCUUAUAAAGCAACUAUUGGUGGUGAUUAUUUAACUACUACAAUUGAAUUACAACAACCACAAGGGAAAUUAAAAUCAAAAUCAUCCAAGAAUAGUGAUUUUUCAGAAGAAGAUUCGGAAACUUUAUCAGAUUUAGAACCAGAACACAAUGAAACAAUCAAUACAUCAUCAUCAAUCACACAAAAACCAUCAUCAAAUUCAAUCUCAAUUCAACAACCACCACCACCACAGAAACCACAAAAAUUAAAUUUACAAGUAUGGGAUACUGCAGGUCAGGAAAGAUUUAAUUCCAUAUCAAAAGCAUUUUAUAGAGGUACAGAUAUAUGUAUAUUAUGUUAUGAUAUAACAAAUUAUGAAUCAUUAUUAAGUUUAAAAAAUUGGUUUCUUAAAUUUAUUGAAAAUUGUCAUGUUUUAAAACCUGGUUUUAUCAUUGUUGGGAAUAAAUUAGAUAAGUCGAAUAAUAGAGUUAUUGAUAAAGAAGAAGUUAGGGAUAUUUUAACUAAUGAUAUAACCUCUAAGAGUCAAUUUAGGCUAAGUGAUUAUAUAAAUGAUUGGGAUUUGGAUGUUAUUGAAAUUAGUGCUAAAAAUCAUAAUUUAGUUAAUGAUUUAUUUCAAAGAGUUGGAGAAUUAGGUAUGAUUUUAAAUUCUGAAAAUAAUGAAGAAGAAUUAAAUACUCAUACAAAUUUACAAAAUUUUGAUAAAAUAGAUUUAUUGGAUUCAAAUAAGAAAUCAAAAGCUAGUAGUUGUGCUUGCUAA
Lodderomyces pseudojiufengensis is the source of this 951-nucleotide messenger RNA. RefSeq names its product Ypt7p (gene YPT7). The record is from RefSeq and is a predicted model, not a curated record. Gene Ontology annotation, molecular function: GTP binding; GTPase activity. Gene Ontology annotation, biological process: regulation of vacuole fusion, non-autophagic. The transcript has a single exon. The coding region runs from base 1 to 951 and encodes 316 amino acids. Lineage: Eukaryota; Fungi; Ascomycota; Pichiomycetes; Serinales; Debaryomycetaceae. Gene Ontology annotation, cellular component: fungal-type vacuole membrane; late endosome; vacuole.